AUAGAGGUUUUCACGAGUUUAUAUGGUUAAUUUAUUAUAUCGUAUUGGACGUAUUCUUUUGGUAGAUCUAUAUCGUAGUUACGAAGAAAAUGGAAAAGUCAUUCGGCGAAAGACAUCCUUUUAAAUUGCCCAUUAUUCUUCGUCUAAAUUAUUCAACUUGUCAGUGAUAAAAUUAGGAUUCGUACUAUAGGUUGAAACUCGGGGCCAUAAAUAAACAUUGUAUACAAACGCAUCGCCGACUAAAAGCGUAGUUACAUACUUGAGUAAUGAAUCAAUAGGUAUAUAAUAUUGCUUCGACCAAGAUAGUUCAUUUUACGUCAUAAAUUAAAAAAAAAAAAAACAGUUUUUCGAGAGAAAAUACGAGCAUUACAAAAGCUCGGGGAUUCAGUUACGCCACUGGCGGCGGCGGAAAAUUACAGACUAUUGAUCAGACCGCGUGCACAUAUUGCUCCACCCACUACCCCAUCGGUGGCGACAGUAGUUCAAUUGUCUAAGUUUUAGCCUUUACUGCCGCAGUCGACGGAACACGCGACCACGAGAAACUCGACGUAAAUCUUAUUACACUGUUGUUGAUGUUAUUGCUGCUGUGUUUAACAACAAUAUUAAACAAAACACUAUGUUGAGCCGGAUCUAGACUUGUAGUCUAUACACGUAAAUCGGAUUCGACAGUCAAGACUAUACUCUCUCGGCACUCACUUGUACACCCGUGCUAUACUCAUCAGUCAUCACAUAUCCAUCAACAGCGACCUAACCGUCGUCUACCCUAGCACUCGAAAACUGAAUCGACGUCGUCAUGCCUGCGGCCGAUGAGCAGUGACGUGAGCAGGCGAUUCUCGUCGGCCGUCGGCGGCGGCGGCGGCGGAGGCUGCAAGAAAAUGCGGAAACGGAAGGAACUGGAUGCGUUGACUGGCUGUACGGUGGUCGGCGUCAACCGAAACCGCAGGCUGAUGACAUGCUCGUCCGACUCGGACUCGUGUUCCUCGUCUCGGGCGCCACCCACGCCCAUAAAGCUACGGAGGCAGAUCACACGCAGGCGGAAACGGACGUUUGUCGCCGACACUUGGUGCAGCGCCCUUAGGAUGUUCUUGACGUUCGGCUGCGUCGUGUGGGUCGUGUUCGAGACGUACACGUUCCUCGACGUGCGCAAGAUCCAAGCGCACCUUCAAAUGCAACUCGACGAAGUUGCUGCCGGCAAUCGUGGUGUUCCAGAUGAUCUACAGAAAUGUCAUGCUAUGUCUAAACAACUUCAGCAAAACCAGACCGAUAUCUAUCAACGUCUGACAGUGUAUGAUGGACAGAUCACAAACUUAACACAACAGGUUGCUAAUUUAGGUUCAAGGUUAUCAUUAGUUGAAAAAAAAAUCAAUGAAAACACAAACCUUUUAUCAAACCCAGAUGCCACAAAAGACCCGUCUAUAAAAGUACUAUCAUCAGAAGUUGCGAAACUCGGAAGCACUUAUCAAGACCUAAGUGGCAGUGUCAAAUCGCUCAAAGAUACUACUAGUUCAUUACAGUCAUACCAAACAACAUUAAAAACAAAUAUUACUUCAAUAAGUGAGAAGUUAAAUAAUGUUGGAAAUAUUAAAACUGAUGAAACUAUGAUUAAUAAUGUGUCUGGAAAGUUACACGAGCUAAUUGAAAAUAUAGGUUUUAAUGUCUCAACCUUAAACCGAACACUUACCAGCCGAAUUGAUUGGUUAUCUGGAGAUCAAAAAACCAAUGGGGUGGAAAUAGAAAAAUUGAAAGAGGACAGUCAGAAAUUAAUCGCUCAAGUAAAAACAAUUGACACUAAAUUAACGACAUCAUUUAAUGAAGUGAACUCAAAAGUUAUAUCUUUAAGAACUCAAAUUGACAAGAUUGCAACUAAUGUUACCAAUUUACAUGCUCAAUCAAAUUCUGAUGACUCUCUAACGGGUUCAGGUCAAUUAAAAGGUGAUAAAAAUGGAACUCAGACAAAAUCCUAAUAUUAGUAUUUUUUGUUUUGUUGUAUAUGCACAAUGCUGUUGAAUAAUUUUAUUUUUUUUUUCUUAAAAUAAUAGUUUAAAUGUUUACGUUUAUAUUUGAGUUAAUGGGUCUUGUUUUGGUAUGAAUUUGUUUGAUUUAUAAUUUAAUAAAAGAAAAAAAUUGUACCUAUACAUAAUUUGUUUAAUAUAUUUGAAUGGACUGUUUGAUAGUAAUAUUUGUAAUUCCUAUUAAAUAUUAAAAUCAAAUUUUAUUUAAAAAUAAAAAUCAUUUUAAUUGAGACAUUAUGAUAA
Messenger RNA from Aphis gossypii (cotton aphid), 2255 nucleotides. RefSeq lists its product as uncharacterized. The record is from RefSeq and is a predicted model, not a curated record. Bases 807 to 1964 code for a protein of 385 amino acids. Lineage: Eukaryota; Metazoa; Arthropoda; Insecta; Hemiptera; Aphididae. The transcript is spliced from 7 exons.